Messenger RNA from Macrosiphum euphorbiae (potato aphid), 1614 nucleotides. The record is from the annotation of a GenBank genome assembly. Lineage: Eukaryota; Metazoa; Arthropoda; Insecta; Hemiptera; Aphididae.
AUGAAUGAGAACAACAUAUCAGAGUUACUGGAUCAGGAUAUGUCGGAUUGGUCCGACGAUGAUGACUCGGAUGCUGAUCCCGAUUUUCAAUUAGAGAAUGAUUCAAGCGAUGAUUCAAAUUAUCGUUAUGACCUAUUUGCACUUGGUAAUGAACAUGAAGAUGAUAUUGAUAUUGCGAUUCCACCAACGCCUGUUACUGUUCCUUCAUCAAUACGUCAUGAAGAUGCAUCAGAACCCUUAUGGAAUGAUGUUGAUGAUGCCUUUCAAUCGAACGUAUUAUUCAACCCAAAAAAUGAGCCAGUGGGCAUUAAUCCUGAUGUUAUUGAAACCCUAAUCGAAGGUAGCCCUUAUGAUUUUUAUUCGUUAUUUUUGGACGAUGAUGUGAUACAUUUAUUGGUUAAAGAAACUAACAGAUAUGCGAAGUCUUUAUUGUCAACCAGAAUCAGUCCACACUCACGGUUACAUACAUGGGUAGAUGUUACUUCUGUUGAAAUGAAAAACUUUUUAGGUACUAUUAUGUGGAUGGGUUUGUGUCCCCAACCAUCAAUUGCUUCAUAUUGGAAAAAAAGUAAAAUAUAUGUAUCUUAUAUACCAAAAUAUAUGACUAGAAAAAGAUUCGAACUUCUUUUGCGCUCAUUUCAUUGUUGUAAUAAUGAUGACUGUCCUCCUGGUGACCGUUUAUUUAAAGUAAGUGGAUUACUUGACUUACUUUUAUCAAAAUAUAAAAUGGCACGUACACCAAAAGAGUCUAUGUGCAUUGACGAAUCCAUUGUUCCUUUUGUGGGUCGUCUUUUAUUUAGACAAUAUAUACAAAAUAAAAGACACAGAUACGGUAUUAAGAUAUUUAAAUUGUGCAUUGACAAUUUCUAUACUGUUGGAUUCAAAAUUUAUGCUGGUAAGGAAUCUGUUGUUGGCCAGAGAGUAUCAACUAGAAUUGUUACUGAAAUGGCAGAAGAAUACCUGGAUAUGGGUAGAACAAUGUACACCGACAAUUGGUAUAGCAGCUAUGACUUAGCCACUGAACUUUUAAAAAGAUCUACUCAUUUGGUUGGUACUCUGCGCUCAAAUAGAAAAAACAACCCCACAGAAGUUAUAAAAAAGAAAUUAAAAAGAGGAGAAGUUAUAGCUAAACAAUGCAAUAAAGGUAUAACAGUAUUGAAAUGGAAAGACAAGCGUGAUGUAUUAGCUAUUUCUACAAAGCACUCUGCAGCCAUGGUUAAAACAACUAAUAAAUUUGGAUCAGAUGUAAUUAAACCAAAACUUAUAUUAGAUUAUAAUAAGGGUAAAUCAUUGGUGGAUGUAUGUGAUCUUCGAAACUCAUAUCAUAAUCCACUAAAAAUAAUUAAACAAAAAAUAGAUAUUACUACAUUUAGAGAAAUCUUGAUUGAACAUUUAUUAAGCAAAAAUGAAGAGAUUCCCACUGGAAAUGAACACAAAUUAGAAGAAACUAAGUCAAGAGGGCGUUGUGCUAGUUGUUAUAAAAAUAUGGUGGAACAAGGUGGACGUUUAUAUGCUCAAAGAAUUACUAGACAAAUUAAAACUAAAUGUGCUAGUUGCAAAAAAUUUUAUUGUAUUCCGUGUUUCUCUGAUGCACACAAAAUAAAUAAAAAAUAA